Pistacia vera is the source of this 2506-nucleotide messenger RNA. RefSeq names its product pentatricopeptide repeat-containing protein At3g12770-like. The coding region runs from base 50 to 2506 and encodes 818 amino acids. NCBI's taxonomy places the organism in Eukaryota, Viridiplantae, Streptophyta, Magnoliopsida, Sapindales, Anacardiaceae. Gene Ontology annotation, molecular function: RNA binding; zinc ion binding; protein binding. The transcript has a single exon. Gene Ontology annotation, biological process: RNA modification. The record is from RefSeq and is a predicted model, not a curated record.
UAACCAGUGGCUUUAACUCUUUAAGCCAAAACCCUUUUAAUCUUCUUUUAUGUCUUCUUCACUAUAUCUGCAUAUAAAUCAUUAUAUUGCCAAGCUCCCCUUGAAGCUUAUUUUCUCAUUAACUUACACUACUGCUACAUUCCAAGAUGUCCAUUUUAACCAAGCAUCAUCAAUUAUUCACAAAUUCUCAUCACUCUUGCAACAAUCUUCAAAAACCCUUAACUGGGUCAAGUCUAUCCAUGCCCAAAUCAUCACUAAUGCCGUAUCCACUGACCACUUUUUGGUGACUAAACUUGUAAAGCUGUACACACAGUUCGGCCUUUUAAGUUAUGCUCGUUACGUGUUUGAUGAAAUUCCUCAACCAACAAUUAUUCUUUGUAAUGCCAUGGUUAAUGGGUAUGUGCAAAAUGAGAAAUACAAGGAUACCCUUGAUCUGUUUCGAUCAAUGUGUUGUUUUGAUUUGGAUAUUGAUAGUUACACCUGUAAUUUUGUGCUUAAAGCAUGCACGGGAUUGGGAGAUUAUGAGAUGGGUAGGGAGAUAAUUAGGUUAGCUUUUGAUAAAGGAAUAAAUGAUGAUCGGUUUCUAGGGAGUUCAAUGAUUAAUUUCUUGGUGAAAUUUGGUGAUAUUGAUGAAGCCAGAAGGGUUUUUAAUGGAAUGCUUGAGAAGGAUGUUGUUUGUUGGAAUUCAAUGAUUGGUGGGUAUGUGAAGGCAUGUCAAUAUGACAAGGCCUUAGGUAUGUUUUUUAGUAUGCGCAAAUGUAGAAUUACACCUAGCCCUGUUACUAUGGUUAGUUUGAUUCAAGCAUGUGGACGUAUGAGAAAUAUUGAGUUUGGAAAAUGUGUACAUGGUUGUGUACUUGGAUUAGGAAUGGGUGAUGAUGUUUUGGUGUUAACCUCUUUGGUUGAUAUGUAUAGUAAGAUGGGUGAAAUUAUACAUGCUCGUUCUAUUUUUGAUGGCAUGCCUACAAAAAGUUUGGUUUCAUGGAAUGCAAUUAUCUCAGGAUAUGUUCAAAAUAGUUCAGUGCAUGAAUCUUUUAAGUUAUUUUGUAGAUUAGUAGAAAGUGGAGGUGGUUUUGAUUCGGGAACCAUAGUCAGCCUCCUUCAUGGCUGUGCUCAAAUAGCUGAUUUGGAAAGUGGGAAAAUUCUUCAUGGUUGUAGUUUCAGAAGAGGCCUUGAGUUGAACCCCAUUUUGUGCACUUCAAUGGUGGAUUUGUAUUCAAAAUGUGGUGCCUUAAAGCAGGCGAAAUUUGUCUUUCACGGAAUGAAAGAGAGGAAUGUAAUUACCUGGACUGCUAUGCUUGUAGGGUUAGCACAGAAUGGACAUGCAGAGGAUGCCCUGAAAUUAUUUAGUCAGAUGCAAGAAGAGGGAGUUGCUGCUAAUCUAGUCACUCUUGUUAGUUUAGUACAAUCUUCUGCUCACUUGGGCUCUUUGAAGAAAGGAAAAAGUGUCCACGCACAAUUAAUGCGGCAAGGCUUUGCUUUUGAUGCAGUUAACAUGACAGCCUUGAUUGAUAUGUAUGCCAAAUGUGGAAAGAUAAACUCUGCUGAGCGGGUAUUUAACAAUGGAUUUGUACCUUUAGAUGUUAUUUUAUGUAACUCCAUGAUAACAGGUUAUGGCAUGCAUGGUCAUGGACAUCAAGCUCUCAGCCUUUAUGGAAUAAUGAUAGAAGAGGGAGUCAGGCCAAAUGAAACCACCUUUAUUUCCCUUCUGACUGCAUGUAGUCACUCAGGGCUUGUGAAAGAAGGGAUGGCAUUGUUUUACAGCAUGGAAAGAGACCAUAAAAUUAGGUCUACGGAUAAGCAUUAUGCUUGCCUUGUGGAUCUUCUUAGUCGAGCAGGACGUCUUGAAGAGGCUGAGGCAUUGAUCAACCAAAUGCCUUUUACCCCUAGCAGUGCUGUUUUUGAAGCAUUUUUGAGUGGAUGUCGAACUCACAAAAACAUCAAUAUGGGAAUGAAAACUGCGGAUAAACUACUCUACUUGGAUGCAAUGAAUCCUGGCACUUACAUUAUGUUAUCAAACAUAUAUGCCGAGGCAAAAAGGUGGGAUGCAGUAAACUACAUCCGGGCCUUAAUGAUGAAUCGAGGAAUUAGAAAAACACCAGGAUAUAGUUUGAUUGAAGUAGAAAACCAAGUCCACUCUUUUUUUGCAGGAGAUGAUUCACAUCCAAAAUGGGCAGAAAUUCACAAGUUCUUGGAGAAUUUGAGAUUACAAGUAGAGGCAUUAGGCUAUGUGCCUGACACUAGCUGUGUUCUCCGCAAUGUGGACAAGCCAAUGACGAUUAAGUUACUAUGGAUGCAUAGUGAGAGAUUAGCCAUUGCAUUUGGACUCUUAAGCACACCAGUUGGAAGCUUGAUUAGGAUCACAAAGAACCUUCGUGUAUGUGGAGACUGUCACAAUGUGACCAAAUAUAUAUCAAAGUUAGUUCAAAGAGAAAUUAUUGUAAGAGAUGCUAAUCGUUUCCACCAUUUUGUUGAUGGAAACUGCUCUUGUAAUGAUUAUUGGUGA